UGAUGCUGCGAGUUACCGUUGGUUAGCUGCGCUCUCAACAUUCACUUUUGACAUCAAGUAUCGAGCUGGCAAGCAGAACAUGGAUGCUGAUGGUCUGUCAAGGAGACAUCAUGGUGCGCUGGAAAAUGAUGCCACAUCACAAGAGGAAAGCCAAAGGAUUGACCAGUUCACUUCUCAGCUACUGACAUCAAUAAACAAGUUUGAACUGGUGACUCCAGAAAUUGUCGAAGCUACUUGUCAAAGGCAUACUGUGAAGCAAGAUCAAGAGCUCUCACCUUUCCCUGGCUAUGUUGACUCACUUGCCAUUCAUGCAGAUGCAAUUCCUGCUGUCCUUGAGGAGGAUGAGUCACAGGAUGGGAUCCUAACAGUGCCUAAAUACAGUGAGUCUGAUCUCAUGAAACUGCAAAGAGAAGACCCUGGCAUCAGCAGUGUUAUCAGUUUGGUGGAAUCCGACAACUUACCUGCAGAUCACACGGCAGAUUCUCCUGAAGAACGGUUGAUCCUGAGAGAGUGGAAACGGCUUCAACUGAAGUCAGGCCUUUUGUACAGGACACGGGAGUGUGAGGGACAAACCCUAUUUCAGCUGGUACUCCCAGAUGUCCUACGGCCUAUUGUACUCAGGAAUCUCCAUGAUGACAUGGGACAUUUAGGGAUUGAACGUACCCUUGAACUCACCAGAUCACGAUUCUACUGGCCAAAGAUGGCUGCUGAUGUAGAGAGAAAAGUGAAAACAUGUGAGCGAUGUGUUCAAAGGAAGACCCAACCGGACAAGGCUGCCCCACUCGUGAACAUCAAAACAACUAGACCAAUGGAGUUGGUCUGUAUGGAUUUCCUUUCACUAGAGCCAGACAGCCACAACACUAAGGACAUCCUCGUUAUUACGGAUCAUUUCACUAAAUAUGCCGUAGCCAUCCCUACCAGAGAUCAGAAAGCUAGUACCGUCGCUAAAACCUUAUGGGAACACUUCUUGGGCCAUUAUGGUUUUCCUGAACGCCUUCACAGCGACCAGGGUAGGGACUUUGAGUCUCAUACCAUCAAGGAGCUAUGUGCAUUGGCAGGUAUUCGUAAGGUGAGGACAAGCCCUUACCAUCCCAGGGGAAACCCUGUUGAACGGUAUAACCGAACACUCCUCAGCAUGCUAGGCACUCUGAAAGACAAAGAGAAGAUACAGUGGCGAGACCAUGUCAAACCUCUCACUCAUGCUUACAAUUGCACCCGAAAUGAUGUGACCGGGUUCUCCCCAUAUGAGUUAAUGUUUGGGAGACAACCCCGGUUACCCAUAGACUUAGCCUUUGGAUUGCCAGUCAAGGGAAAAGAGUCCAGUUCACAUUCUCAGUAUGUAAGGAACCUGAAAUCUCACCUGGAAGAAAGUUAUCAGGUUGCCAUCGAAAACUCUCGCAAGGUUGCAGAGAAAAACAAGAGGCGAUUCGAUAAAGUUGUCAGAGAAUCUACACUGGCUGUCGGGGAUAGAGUCCUGGUCCGUAACCUCCGCCUCCGGAACAAACAUAAACUGGCCGAUCGUUGGGAGCCAAUGAUCUAUGUGGUUACCAAGCAGAUGGGAGACUUACCUGUCUACUCUGUGAAACCAGAAAAGGAGGAAGGUCCCCUACGGACGCUACACAGAGACCUUUUACUUCCAUGUGGAUUUCUUCCUGAAACUGAGAGAGAGGAACAAAAGAUGAAAAGCAGUCCAAAGAGACCUCGAACAAGGCAGCAAAGUGCCAUCCAACAAGAUGAAGAACCCUUUGCUUCAGACGAUGAUGACAAGUGUGAAAGCUGGAAUGCAACUGCUGCCUUACCAGAUGUCAAAGACAGGAGGUUUGUCAAAGUGUAUGAUAUACCAAGACACAAUCCAUCACCCGCCCUGGGUAAUCAUAGUCAAAGCCCUGUAACACCUCACCCAUAUCAGGUCAAUGCGGAUUCAGACCCAGGAGCUGUAAGGCCAAGUGCUGUCCUUCAGUCUGAAAAGGAAAUAGAAAACUCACCUGAAAAGGAAAUAGGAAACUCACCUGAAAAGGAAACAGAAAACUUACCUGAAAAGGAAACAGAAAACUCACCUGAAACGGAAAUAGAAAACUCACCUGAAAAGGAAACAGAAAAUCCAUCUGAGAAGGAGAAAGCAAACUUACCUGGGAUGGAAAAUCAAAAUGUACCUGAAAAGGAAACUCAUAACUUACCUGGAGACCUACCUGAUACUAGUUCAGAACCUGUGGAAGGAAGUCUUAUGGAACCGGAAGCUAAAGAUCAUACAGAGGCAGAGAUACCAACUCAAGAAGAGACAGAGGAACAAACAGAAGCAGACAUUCCUGUCAGAAGAUCACUCAGACAACGUGAGCCAUCACGUAGGUUCCAUUACCCUGAGUUGGGGAAUCCCCUAGUUUCUGUUGUUACUUCCUUGUUUCAAGGAUUGAGUACCGCCUUCACCAAUUCUCUUAAUAACAAUGCCAGUAGAGAUUGGUUAACAAACAUUCCUUUGGAAGUGGCAGAAUCAGUAGUUACCCAGCAGCCCUUUGUGCAUGCAACGGGACGUGCAUACAUUUAAGGGGGGAGUGUGUAACCUGUUGGAAAAAGAAACCCAACUGUUACUAAAUAUGUUGGAAGAAAGUGUUACAAAUAUGAGAAAUAUGUUAGAAAUAUGUUCUUUCAUUGAGAAUUAUUUUUAUUUAAUUUAUACAUUUAUUAUUUAAUUCAUAACUACAUUCUUUAUUUUAUUCUUCAUUUCAUUGAUCAUUUCAUUUGAUCUCAGAGGUCUUUUUGAUUCAGUAGAUGGUCCUGUGAAGAAAAACUUUUCAAAUUGAUUUCAUUGGUUCAUUUCAGUUUAGCUGAGUUGCUAUUGGUUAAGGCAACGCAUGUCCCGCCUCCUUCACGUUAGAGACGCUGCGGUAGUGUGUGAAAAAUACACAGAGAGCAGCAGGACGAUAAUUGAGACACAGAGGUUUUGGAGUGAUGAAACUUUAAAAAAUACACUUUAUAUUGUUAAAAGGAGGAACUGUGUAAACAGAGAAAAGUCCGGUGAACCACUGAAGCGACCCUGGGAACAUCUUGUGUUUGUUUUAUUAUUUUAUUGUCCCGGCUGGGUUUUUUGUAUACCCUGAGAUCCUGGACCGUGGAUUUGGAGUGAUUCUCUCCCUGACGAGGGGGAUGGCGAGCUACCCGCGUGAGCAUUUUGGAUUGAGGAGGAACCUUUCCAUUCUUCAUUCUCUGUCCUGCCAGAGUGGUAGGGUUGUGGGGAAGGACUUCCAAGAACUUUCGAAUUGAACUAUUUCUUUUGGGUAAAACAUUUUAUUUUAUUUAGGGUGCACCCGGUAAAAAAGACAUUUCAAAUAAGAACAAAAGUAACUGUCGGCAGUGUAUGUAAACUGUUUAUUUUCUAUAUAUGUUAAUACAGUGUUUUGCUUAAAUCUA
Pleuronectes platessa (European plaice) is the source of this 3405-nucleotide messenger RNA. RefSeq lists its product as uncharacterized. Bases 80 to 2542 code for a protein of 820 amino acids. NCBI's taxonomy places the organism in Eukaryota, Metazoa, Chordata, Actinopteri, Pleuronectiformes, Pleuronectidae. The record is from RefSeq and is a predicted model, not a curated record. Gene Ontology annotation, molecular function: nucleic acid binding. Gene Ontology annotation, biological process: DNA integration. The transcript has 2 exons.